Molecule: messenger RNA, 3622 nt
Organism: Zeugodacus cucurbitae (melon fly)
Lineage: Eukaryota; Metazoa; Arthropoda; Insecta; Diptera; Tephritidae
Product: putative inorganic phosphate cotransporter
Exons: 4
Coding region: 753-2216 (487 amino acids)
Biological process (GO): transmembrane transport; monoatomic anion transport
Cellular component (GO): plasma membrane
Molecular function (GO): transmembrane transporter activity
Source: RefSeq, a predicted model, not a curated record
CACUUCAAGCAGUCGACUUCAGAACGCUUCUCAUGCGAGAACGCGUGAAAAUUUUCAUUUCAAUUUUGUUCACGCAUUCAAAUUAAAAAUCAAAAAACGGUACAGCUACACAUAAGCGCACCAACAACAACAACAACAACAAAACACGCGGAAAAUUUAAAAUAGAAAUCAAAUACCCGUGAUCGUGGCGCGUCUAAAACGAAACGAUUUUUGAGGAAAAAGUGAUUUUCAGUUCAUUUUGAUUUUCGAGAAAUCGUCGCCAAAGUCAUUAUUCGUACGCGAGUGUGUGUUUGUUACUCGGCGUAUGCAAAGUUUAUAGCAACAAAUCAAAUUAUCAACAACACCAACAACAACUGCAACGGAUCCUAUCAAAGUCAAAUUGGCUGCUUGUGUCUCGAUUUACGUCAUCGGCGCCUGUUGAUUUCAUCGGCAUUCGGCUUUCCACACGUUUCUGUUUGCAGUGCUGCUGCUCAGUCGAACGCCGAAAGCGUAGAAAAACGUGCGCGUGUGCUACACGGUAUUGAGAAAAGUCGAAAAGGCGAAAAGCAGUUAGUAGUAUCUCAUCGCUAUUAGAAAAGCAAUUCCGCUUGCAAUUGAGCAUAUAGAAUUAUAUAAAUAUAACAGUGUAACAUAAAAUACUAUACAAGUGACAUUGUGUAUAGUAGAAAUAAAACAGCAACAACAAUAAAAAGUAUUUUUUUCAUCAAAUUCGUGCAAGUUUAAACGCUAAAACGGCAGCUGCAACAGGAAAUAUGGUGAAGAACAGGCGUUUUGAAAAAGCACCGAUCAUCGGUACGAGACACAUACAAUGUUUCCUUUGUUUUUGUUGUCUCUCGAUUUGUUAUGCGUUACGCGUGAAUCUCAGCGUGGGCAUUGUGGCGAUGACGGAUCGGAAUUCCACGAACAGUGAUCUUACGGUUUACGAUUGGACUGAGAGCACCAAGUCUUAUGUGUUGAGCAGCUUUUUCUGGGGUUACAUCGUCACGCAAAUACCCGGUGGACACAUUGCACAGAAAUAUGGUGCGAAAACAUUGCUGCUGAUUGGCAUUACACUAUGUUCCGUGCUGACACUACUCACACCAUUAGCCGUUGAAUAUGGCGGUUGGCAGCUGUUGUUUGCGGUACGUGUCAUUCAAGGACUCUUGCAAGGUUCGGUGCAUCCAGCCACACAUGCGAUGUUGGCGAAAUGGUCACCGGUCGACGAACGUGGUGCGCUCAGCACCUUCUGUUAUUCCGGCUCACAAUUCGGCACUGUCAUCAUAUUGGCUAUAAGUGGUAUCAUUGCUGAAUCACCACUUGGCUGGCCUGGUAUUUUCUACAUUUCUGGCGCUUUGGGUAUCCUUUGGGGUGUAUGUUGGUUCAUAUUCUCGGCCAGCACACCGGCCGAACAUAAGACCAUCUCACUGGAGGAGCGUAAAUUCAUUGAGAAUUCAUUGGGACAAGUUGAUUCGACACCGACACGUGAAGUACCGCCAACACCAUGGGGCAAGAUCUUCACCUCACCACCAUUCUUGUCGCUGAUCAUCGUACACUGCACGCAUAUGUGGGGUUUCUGGACGUUGCUCACACAAAUUCCCAACUACAUGAAGAACAUACUCGGUGUGGAUAUGAAAAAUAGCGCUUUACUCUCAUCGCUACCCUAUGCCGUCAUGUGUUUGCUGAGUUUCUUCUUCAUCUAUCUGUCCAAAGUGUUGGCACGUCGUGAAAAUGUUUCGUUGUCAUUCAGUCGCAAGUUCUUCAAUUCCAUCGGUCACUGGAUACCAAUGAUCUCACUCAUCGGACUCGGCUAUGUCACCAAGGAGCAUUCGCUGUUGGCCGUCAUCCUGCUUACGCUCACAGUGGGCAUCAGCGGCGCUACAUAUCUGGGCUUCCAGGUGAAUCACAUUGAUCUGUCGCCAACCUAUGCCGGUACGCUGAUGGGCAUCACAAACGGUUCGGCGAAUGUGAUGAGCGCAUUGGCGCCGCUAGCUGUCGGUCUGGUUGUCACCGAUGUGACAAAUGUGGUCGAGUGGCGUUAUGUGUUUUUCAUCGCUGCCGGUUUCUACUUUGUCGGCAAUCUGCUCUUCGUCAUCUUUGGCAAGACCGAAGUGCAAAGUUGGAAUUCACCCGAAGAUGCCUUAGCCAAACGCUUAAAUGUCGUGGACGCUGAAUCGCCCGCGUUACUCCUCAAUGGUGAUAAGAAGAAGAUCACAAUCACAGAGAACGGCACGCAAUAGACCAACAAUGGACUUUCGUUGGUCCUUUAUUUGUAGUUGUAGUUCAUUAAGCACACAGAAGACCUCCUAGUUGUUAGAGCGCAUAUAUGUAUGUCAAUAUAUAUAUAUACAUAUAUAUGUAUUUUAAGGUUUAUGUUAUGUUAAGACUCUUAUGAAUGAUUCCUGUAGUGCGGAUAACGCUGCAUAUUGUUGUUAUUGUUUGCAAUUGCUUGCGUUGCACGUGCGUCCUGCGAUAAUGUAAUUUAUAACUGUAGUUUUUUAAGUCACCUAUAUCUAUAUAUAUGUACAAUAGACAAUAAGUAUUUUAUAGCAGCAAAAAAAGGUAUGUGUGUUUAUGUAAGAGCCCAGACAACAUUAAGGCUCUUACAAAACUGUACAUAUGUAAGUAACUCAGGCACGCAUGUUAAAAAGUGCUUCAAAUGCGCUAUACAUUUUGAUAAAAGUGUUAAUUUUGUGUAAUAAAACUAUAGAUUUGUACACAUAUCAAGUCACAAAUGUGCUUCCAAUGCCGGCGCAAGGAAAUCAGGCAAACAAAAAGUCAAAAGUCAUAAACAAACAUACACAUGCUAUCGAUAUUAUAUUUUUAAUGACAAAAACAAAAAGUUAGAAGAGAAAAAAAAAAACAUUUUAUAAAGUAGCUUAAAUUAAAUAAUGACUUAGAAAUAAUUAAUUAAAUUUUAUUUACAGUAUUUGUCUAAACGUGUGUAAUGUUGUAAUAAUUCGUCGAACAAUUGGCGUUAAAUAGUGUUGGGCGUGUUGUGCGAGCGAAUGUAUCAAGUAGCGUUAACGGUGAUCGUAGCACUAUAGAAUAUAGAAUUUACUUUUCUCUAAUUAACUGUAAAAAAAAGUUACACUAUUUUCAUUUAAUUAAAUUAUUGAUUAAUUUGUUGUUCUGCGCUAAGUGCAUUACAAAAGUCAAUUGACGUCCGCACUAUCAUCACAUUGUGUAAUAGUAGAAAUUGCGACAGCAAUGCACUUAAAUCACUUAAUUUCAUUUUGAAAAUAUUUUAUAUACAUAUAUAAUUAUUCGUUUAGCAACGCGUUUAUCUAAUCAAAUCGCUAAGUGUAAUCACUAUAGGCAGUUCGAUGCGCUCACACAUAUGCUACUCGGUUUUUUACACAGUUAUGCGGAUUACAGUUAUUUAAUAAGUGUUUGCAUACUGCUAUUGUAGUAGAUUAUCCACUUCAGCGUUUCUUGAGCACUUUGUUUUGACCAAUUUCUAUUUUAAUAUUUGUUUUUUUUUUUUUUUUUUGUAAUUUUCAAUCGGCCAAUGUAUUUUAGUUGAGUUAUAUAAAUUUCGUCUUAGUCUAAGCGCACACUUAACGUUAAGUUGUUACAUUAUGAUGUAAGUUGUGUAGUUGUUAUUUUUUUUAAAUAUGCAAUAAUUUAAUUUUUACGCAUUACA